CACGACUUCGCGUCACAAAUGAUUAACUGUACUUUUUCUCAGAUAUACAAAAUUGGCGUGUCUGGCAUUAUAAGUAGAAAAAAAUCUUGUUAAAUUCUUCGUCCACUAAAAAUGCAUCCGAUAAGAAGGAGUGUUCCGUUGUUUUUCGUGCUAAGAUCAUACCAAUUUUUUGUAGUUAUUUUCUUGGUCUAGAUUUGAAAGGUGUGAUGAUAGACUUAGUUUGUUGCCAAUUACUGCUUCUCAAGUAUUCCAACUUGUUUCUCAGAUAAUUUAAACAGUGAUUUAAUAAGCGAGCUGCUCAAAUUCGAGAUUAUUCUAUGUUUUGAUAAUAUCGAUAUGACGUCUACAGCUAAAGUAAUUGAACAUUUACAACAAAACCACAGUCUUUACGUGGAGAGGUUGAAAGAAUGGGUAGCUAUUCAGAGUGUAUCUGCCAGUCCUACUCUGAGACCCGAAGUCAUUCGAAUGGUCGAAUUCGUGAAAGCAGAAUUGGAAAAACUCGGUGCUAAAACCACUUUGAGAGACAUCGGAAUGCAAAAAACUGCCCAGGGAGAAAUCCCAUUGCCUCCGAUUCUGCUGGCAACACUUGGAAGUGACCCUAAAAAGAAGACAAUCUGUGUGUAUGGACAUUUGGACGUGCAACCGGCGGCUCGAUCCGAUGGUUGGAACAGUGAACCGUUUGAUUUGACGAUUGACGCUGAAGGUCGGAUGUUUGGCAGAGGAUCUACCGACGACAAGGGUCCAGUACUUGGCUGGCUGAAUGUCGUGGAAGCGUUCAAAGCGUGUGGAGUCGAACUCCCUGUGAAUCUGAAAAUCAUUUUCGAAGGCAUGGAAGAAAGUGGAUCGGUGGGUCUCGAGGAAAUAGUCUACGAAGAAAAGGAUAAGUUCUUUCAAGACGUGGAUUAUGUGUGUAUCUCUGACAACUACUGGCUCGGUAAAAACAAGCCAUGUUUGACGUAUGGCCUCCGAGGAAUCGCAUAUUUCUUUGUUUCCGUUCAGUGUGCGUGCAAAGAUCUUCAUUCUGGUGUCUACGGAGGCGCUGUUUCGGAAGCGAUGACUGAUCUUGUAAACUUGAUGUCCAGUCUAGUUGAUAGCAAGGGCAAUAUUUUGGUUCCUGGAUUAAACGAUAUGGUUGCCCCUGUUACGAAGGAUGAGGAACUUGUUUAUCCCCUACUUGACUUCAGCCCAGAUGAUUUCAAGGACGACGUUGGAGCGACUAAAUUGAUCCACGAUUCAAAAGAGAAGCUUUUGAUGAACAGAUGGCGUUUUCCGUCUUUGUCUCUGCAUGGAAUUGAAGGUGCUUUUGCUGACCCCGGGGUCAAGACGGUCAUUCCAGGUAAGGUCACGGGGAAGUUUUCCAUCAGGCUCGUGCCGAACAUGGACGAAGUUAAAGUGAAAGAACUCGUAAUGACUCACCUGGAAAGUGUUUUCGCUAAAUUGGACAGCCCAAAUGCGUUGACGAUUGAGUUGGAGGGUGGGGGAGUGAAAGCGUGGGUGGCCGAUUUUAAUGAUCCACAGUUCAAAGCGGGACGAAUUGCGUGUCAGAGAGUGUUUGGAAUGGAGCCGGAUCUGACGCGAGAAGGAGGAAGCAUUCCAGUCACGCUGUUCUUCCAAGACGCAUUGCAGAAGAGUGUAAUGUUGUUGCCAAUGGGUGCUUGUGAUGACUCGGCACAUUCGCAGAAUGAGAAAUUGGAUAAGCGAAACUACUUCAAAGGAAUGGAACUGUUCGCAGAGUACCUGAAUCAAGUCGCACUUGUCGAUGCAUAAUUUGAACUGAGUUGAGCCGAACUCACUGUUGAUAAUCGAUUUCAGCAAAUGCAUUGUUUAUUAACUUGAUGCUUUAUCAUUGCUUCUCUAUAAAAACGCUUUUUCAAAAUUGAUUCAAAAGAGCUCAAUUCGAUAUCAAGUCUAAAUAUUGGAAAAAGUUGUUCAAGUU
Symsagittifera roscoffensis is the source of this 1936-nucleotide messenger RNA. Its product is annotated as cytosolic non-specific dipeptidase-like. The coding region runs from base 337 to 1767 and encodes 476 amino acids. Gene Ontology annotation, biological process: proteolysis. Gene Ontology annotation, molecular function: metallodipeptidase activity. The transcript has a single exon. Lineage: Eukaryota; Metazoa; Xenacoelomorpha; Acoela; Convolutidae. The record is from RefSeq and is a predicted model, not a curated record.